UAGUCAGUUUUGUUUUGGUUGCACCGUAACGAAGAACUGUCACCGAUAGACAGAUAAUUACCUCUUCGGCGCGGCUGCUUCCAAUUGGAUCGUGGCGUAAAUUGUUCAAUAUCCAGUUCCACGUUGUAAUUGCGCGUGGAGAAUUGACAAAAGUUCGAGACGAAUCGCUCACUGUGUUCGGAUUUGGUGUCGUUCGAAAUGAAAACGUAGCGUAAAAGUGAAAAUGUUUGUGAUGACUUGCUCAUGCUGACGGUGCACAUAUAGGUAUAAACGCAACUAUUUUUCACGCUGGAACUAUGCCGUGGUAAAUAACGCUAGAUGGAGACAUGAUUAAAGAUAGUCCUAGUCGCGAGCUGUGAUCCAUCCCUCUUGAUCCGAAUCAGACACGCAAGCAACCAGUAGCUGCCCCCUCUGCUGCCGCCGCCGCCGCCGUCGUAGUCAUUGCUGUCGUCGCCGUCGUCGCCUGCCACAAACGGGUUCCUCACCGCUGGCCAAUCACGCUCGCGUGUCCUGAAUUCAUAAUCGCGGAAUCGGGUAGGUGCUUCGCAGCGCGGCGAAUAUCGUAAUAGCACGCCAAGAAAAGUGAAAAUGUUCGCUGGCUGUUGUUACUAAGCAGUGCUGUAUUACUUCCGAACUUUGGCCGCGUUGGAUUCGGGCUCGACCUAAAUUGAAAUAAAUAAUUUAUCGCGAUUGAAGUGAGAAGUGAUUGCUAAAGUAGGAAAAAUUGAUUCGGCCAGAGUUUCCUGGUUGGAAGGAUAUAAAUAUUAAUAAAAGUGUGGUUAGUCUUCGGCGGUGCUUUCAGUGGUUGGCGAUAUUCCUGUGGGGGAAGGUUUUCGGGCAGUCGGUCAGUGUGGUGUAAAAUACAUCCAACGUUUAUGAGCUCGAUAGAAAGUGUCGGAACAGGUCACUACCCGCAACCACCACCGUCACCCAUUAUAUCGUCUCCGACAGCCAAAGGCAACAGCAGCAAAGUGACCAGCUAAUAUGGUCGUGAGUGAUUCGGCUUCCGAAAUACCAACGGAAGGUUAUCAAAAGAAGCAGCAGUGUCUAGAUCUUCGCCAUAGUCAGCAGCCCUCCCCGGUGGCUGCAGACCACCGACGGGAAGCAUCACAAUGCAGCUGGCAACCGUGCCGUCGGGGCCCACUGUCUGGUCGGAACAGCGGCUACCGUAGCACUUCCGGGAUGGCAUUGUUGCUAUGUUACGCGCUGCUGUUCGUCAUCCUGCAGGCGGUUCCUCAAUCAGGUGCCCUCGUACAGGAGUUGCUCAGUCAAAACGGAACCGGCAGUCCCGAGUUGAUAUCAUUAACGAAUUUAAUUUCAACCAAUGAUGUUGAUUAUGUUAAUGCAAAUGAGGAUGCUGAAGAUAAUGUGUCCAAUAAUAAUAAUGUUAGCGCGAACGCCAUAAUUAAUAGUGCGAACAGUGGUGGUGGUUCGGGCCGAAGAAUUGGGGCCAACAGUGGCAGCAGCAAGUGGGCCCUCAGAGCGGGCGGCCGAAACAGGCCGGUGCCAAUCUAUCUGAACGAAUUCGCCGUCUACAUCCCGGGUGGGCCGGAUACCGCCGACAUCAUCGCCGAUAAGUACGGCUUCGCCAAUUUGGGACAGAUUGGACCACUCAAAGGAUAUUAUUUAUUUCACCACAGUCAUGUUCGGAAGCGAUCCUUAGAUAGGAGUGAAGUUCACCACACCGCACUCAACACCGAACCGGAGGUUCGAUGGAUGCAGCAGCAGCACGAGAAAAUACGCCGAAAACGUGAUUAUUCUACCUUCGAUAGGGAUUUCGUGCGUAUGCCGGAUGCGCGCUCAAUUGCUCCCGGGAGCCGAACGAGCUAUCGCGACACCGGAUCACACAACAUCUUCCCCGACCCGCUCUUCAAGGAGCAAUGGUACCUGGUGAGUAGAAAUGGUGGCGCCAAGGAUGGACUCGACAUGAACAUCGGUCCAGCGUGGCAGAAGGGCUACACGGGAAAAGGCGUCGUGGUGUCUAUCCUAGACGAUGGUAUCCAGCGGAACCAUCCGGAUUUGCAGCAGAAUUAUGACCCAAACGCAUCCUACGACAUUAACGGGAACGAUUCGGACCCAAUGCCGCGGGACAAUGGCGACAAUAAGCACGGGACCCGAUGCGCGGGAGAGGUUGCAGCUGUGGCCUUUAAUAAUUACUGUGGCGUCGGCGUCGCGUACAACGCGAGCAUUGGAGGGGUUCGGAUGUUGGACGGGACUGUGAACGAUGCAGUCGAAGCGAAAGCGCUGGGUCUCAAUCCGGACCACAUUCACAUCUACAGUGCUUCCUGGGGUCCAGAAGAUGAUGGGUCGACAGUGGACGGUCCCGGACCACUGGCUCGUAGAGCGUUUAUCUUCGGUGUCACCAGCGGUCGUCAGGGCAAGGGAUCGAUCUUCAUCUGGGCAUCGGGCAACGGCGGUCGGUACACCGACAGUUGCAAUUGUGACGGUUACACCAACUCCAUCUUCACUCUGUCGAUUUCCAGUGCCACUCAGGGAGGCUACAAGCCUUGGUAUCUGGAGGAAUGCUCAUCCACACUGGCCACAACGUACAGUUCUGGAACACCAGGUCAUGAUAAGAGUGUCGCCACUGUCGAUAUGGAUGGAUCGCUGCGGCCGGAUCGAAUCUGCACCGUUGAGCACACAGGAACUUCUGCAUCGGCACCUCUGGCUGCUGGAAUAUCAGCGCUCGCAUUGGAAGCUAAUCCCUCACUUACGUGGCGUGACAUGCAGUAUCUUGUAGUGCUUACUUCUCGUCCCGAACCACUGGAGAAAGAAUCAGGAUGGAUUCUCAAUGGCGUUAAGAGGAAAGUUAGCCAUAAGUUUGGCUAUGGAUUGAUGGAUGCUGGAGCUAUGGUUAGUUUGGCGGAACAGUGGACAAGUGUGCCCCCACAGCACAUCUGCAAAUCACGAGAAAUUAACGAAGAUCGACCAAUUGAGGGAUCUGUCGGAUACACGCUCCAAACUCACAUGGACGUGAACGGUUGCGCCGGGACGGUCAACGAGGUUCGUUUCCUCGAACAUGUCCAAUGUAAGAUCACUCUUAGGUUUUUCCCCCGGGGGAACCUUCGUAUACUGUUGACAUCCCCGAUGGGUACCACCAGUACUCUGCUGUUCGAGCGGCCACGUGAUGUAACCAAGUCAAACUUUGACGACUGGCCUUUCUUGAGUGUGCACUUCUGGGGCGAAAAAGCUGACGGACGGUGGACGCUGCAAAUUCUAAACGGAGGUCAUCGACGAGUCAGUCAGCCGGGCAUACUAUCCAAAUGGCAGCUCAUUUUCUAUGGCACCAACCAAAAUCCGAUCCGACUGAAGAAUGCAGGCCAGCGUGGCUCUAGUGCCUACACAAAUCUAAAUCCGUUCGUAUUUCCCACCGAAACAGAUCUAAACCAACCGUCACUGAGUGGAGGAAACUUCUAUCAAUCAGACCUUUACUCGAAUUCAAUGAAUUACCCAUUUUUAUUCAGUGGAGCGGGUAGUUCGAUCGACAAGUCGGUGACCACGCUUAACGGCCAUAACAUCCCGACGGCACAGCGCGAAAAUGUGAUGGCCGAUUCGAACAACAAGUUGGUUGUUUUGCACGACUGCGACCCGGAAUGCGACCAGCAAGGAUGUUACGGUAAAGGACCAACGCAGUGUGUCGCUUGUAAGCAUUAUCGACUGGAUAAUACAUGCGUCAGUCGGUGUCCUCCGCGAAGCUUCCCAAACCAGGGAGGCGUUUGCUGGCCGUGUCAUGAAUCCUGCGAAACAUGUGCCGGUGCCGGUCAGGACAGCUGUCUGACCUGUGCCCCCGCCCAUUUGUACGUUACCGAUUUAGCCGUGUGCCUGCAGAUCUGUCCCGACGGAUACUUUGAGAAUUACGAUAAUCGAACAUGUGUCCCGUGCGAGGCCAAUUGUGCAUUCUGUCAGGACCGACCGGACUACUGCACAAGCUGUGAUCAUCAUUUAGUUAUGCAUGAGCACAAGUGCUACUCGGCCUGCCCGAAGAACACUUACGAGACGGAAGAUUAUAACUGUGCCGACUGCCACUCGUCUUGCAUGACCUGCAAUGGGUCCUCCGAAUCCCAAUGUAUUCUCUGCCGCGCCGGGCGAUUCGCCCACGAAGGUCGCUGUCUGUCUGCCUGUCCGGAUGGGUUCUACGGGGACAAGAAACGCCACGAGUGUAUGGCCUGUCCGAUCGGGUGUGCGACCUGCAGCACCGGGACGAUCUGCACUAGCUGUCACAAGAGCUGGACCAUGAACAAGAAGGGCAGAUGCACCGUCAACGGGAGCAACAAUUGUGACGAAUCGGAAUAUUACGAGAAUGGGCACUGCCAUUCGUGCCAUUCGACCUGCGAGACCUGUACUGGCCCAACCGAGCACGAGUGUUUGACGUGUGCCUCGCCACUAUUGCUCCAGAACCAGCGCUGCGUGAACGAGUGCGACGACGGGUACUACAUGGAAGUUGGCGUUUGUGCCAAAUGUUUACACACAUGUACGCAGUGCGUUUCCCGUAUGAACUGCACCUCCUGCCAGAAGGGACUUCAACUGCAGAGCGGUGAAUGCCGAACGACCUGUGCCGAUGGAUAUUACAGUGAUCGUGGAACUUGCGCCAAGUGCUACCUGAGCUGCAACACUUGCAUGGGUCCGCGGCGGGACCAAUGCGUCAAAUGUCCAGAUGGCUGGCAAUUGGCAGGCGGCGAGUGUCACCCGGAGUGCCCUGAGGGUUUCUUCAAGACUAAAUUCGGAUGUCAGAAGUGCCACCAUUAUUGCAAGACCUGUAACGCCGCUGGUCCGCUCGCUUGUACUUCCUGUCCGUCACACUUCAUGCUCGAUGGUGGACUCUGCAUGGAGUGCCUUGGUUCGCAGUUCUAUGAUCCUCCGACGCAGAAGUGUAAAACUUGUCACGAGAGCUGUCGGUCGUGCAGUGGACCUGGCCAGUACUCGUGCGUAACGUGCGCCUUCCCGUUGCACCUCGAUCGACUGAAUAACCAGUGUGUGCCUUGCUGCGCUAGUGACGCAUCGCCCGAUGACCAAAGCUGCUGCCAUUGCGACAAAGGAACAGGAGGUUGUAUCAACUCAUCACCGGCAGGCAAACGGCGAAUCGGUGCCGAGCAGCAGUUGCUCCAAUUUGGCGAUGAGAUCAACGCAAUCGCCGCCGAUAGCAACGCGGCGGAAACCGGUGGACAACUGACGGCCCUGAGGCGGCUGCUGCAGAGCGCCUCGCCUUCGGCCAUCACGGUCGUGGCCGUGUCCGGCUGCCUGCUAGUAAUUACUGUGUUUGUAGUCAUAUUUAGCGUUCUACAGAAGCGUAGUCAAACCGUCUACACCGGCGUGAAAUACAAUAAGCUCGGCAGCAGAAGCCGUGGCAAGAAGGCUUCGAGCGGUGGCCGAACGACCAUGAGGAUAUCAAUACCAGCCGAUGCUGAUGAUUUAUUGGAACCAAUUGUAAAUAAUUCCGAAGACGACGACGAAGAUGACGGUGGCGAGGAAGAAGAGAUGAAUGAGCUGGAAGUGGAAGAGGGCGAUGAGCGCCACGAAAUUGGUCACGAUAGCGCCAGUAGCGGUCGCCCGGUGGCCACAGGCUACAAACAACCCCGACGAGGGACGAAAGAGCACACGACGCGAUUCGCGAGGACUUGAAAGUGUCCUCCCAUGGGAACGACCAGAAUGGAAUGGACAGGGCGCAGGGAUUGGUAAAUGUGUGCUAUAAUAGGCGUUAACAAAUUACUAUAAAUAUUUACUUAAGCGAGAGUAAACGAGAGAAAGAGUGAGGGGCGCAAAAUCAAAUGACACUUUAUUGCUAGCGGGAAACAAAUAUGACGGCAGAUUAAGCGAAUCUAGCUGGAAUGAUUUGCUUCAGUUUGGGGUUUUUAUUUGUGGGGAAUAAAAUAGAAUAAUGUACGCUAAACAAAAAGAAACAAAAAUCGGAAAAAUCAUUCCCCGCGCGAGAGGAGUGCUUGUGUGUGCGUGUGCGUGGGACAAAUGGGGUGUGAUAUUUUUCCCUUUUUUCAAAUUCCGUUGUUUUUAUACACUAUUAAUUAUUAUAUAUGAGAAAUAAACUGACAAAAAAGAACGAAUAACGUAGGAGGAAAUGAUUUAUACACUGUUAAGGCACUUUUCAAAUUCCAAGACAGCAGCAGCAGUAGCAAUGAUUUAGUGCGUUCCACAGCUGUCGAGAAACAGAAAAGGUUGACGCGAAAAAAAGGUGAUUCACAGCAAACGACGCUUCGGUUUCAGGUAUGGAGCUGGUUUCGCUAACCCGAAUGUGUCGUCAAAAAUUAAGCUUUUCAGUUCACGUUCAAAUCACAAUAGGUUCAAACUUUCUUCCAACGCGCGUUGUUUCGAAAAUAGAUCAAUUAAUAUUUUAAGUUAUUUAGGAAAUGUAGAUCAUAGGUAACUACAAAUUCUAAUACAUGUGAGACAAAAGUAUUCUACUGAUACAAUCCUAUUUUAUUUCAAUUAAAAAACCAGCGAGCAACGAUUUUUUGAUAUUCAUUCUUAACAAGGCUUUAUAUCAAGAUAUUUCAAAAUGGUGUUCGGGGACGAGUUCACACAAUCGAUGCUGACUAUCAGACAAGCCGAUUCCGAAGAUAAAAACUUCACGGGGAAGACAAAACGCUGUGCAGAAGAUUAUUUCAAGUUUUAUUUUGAAACACCGAACAGAGACUUCGAACAUUUCAAACCAAUCCAUUGUGCUCCCAGAAUCAUUUGUUGGUAAGUGUAUAUAUUUUACCUAAUUGGAGAUGAUUGGCUCAAACUUUUGCUAUCUUGCUAUCUAUCAUUUUACGACCGUUUUUCACAUUGAACGUCCGAAUAGGACUGAUUCUUCACAGCAUCUGGAGAUUAGGUCAUAUUUUUCAGUCUUGACAGCGAAUAUGUUGUCAUCAGAGGAAGUGAAACGAUUAUGAUUGUAAUAUGAAUCGAUAGACUCGAAUUCUGUCUAAUUGAGUAAUAAUAAACGAACUGAAAUAACUGGAGAAAAGAUACUAUUUUCUUACCACUUCUUGGUACACUGUUUUGAAUUCUACAUUGUGUCAGUGUCAUGCUUGUUUGUACGGAGAAAAACAGGUUCUUCUCAGGAUGUGUACGUGUUUAUUGGUGCAAAUAUCACACUCUUUCAGAUAUUACCGAUCCUGGACAAUGAUGAUCUUUAUCAUAAUUAUUCCUGAAAUUACCAUAAUAUAUUAUGUCAGACCUAUUAACAACUUUUCUAUGAAUGGCUUUCGAUGACUUUUGAGGACCGAGCAUAUGUCGCAAUUGUAGAGUCCAAUUUCUGAUGAAGCAAACAAAUUGGAAUGUAUACGUCGUAACGUUUACAUUUAUGGAAUUUUGAACAACUGUAACAUUCCAAUCAGAGAGGAUAUACCUGAAAUGAAUUUUGGAGCGUUUCUGAGAGUGACGAAGAGAUUGCGGGGGAGCCUGGUCCAUGAAUGACCACAUGAUGUUUGAAGUGGUGAGUCUCUGCCAUCUCUUUAGGGUUUAGGGUGAGAAAUCAAUCAACUUACCAGUUCAUUGAAAUUUUGGGGGAAUUGAGGAAAUGAUUUUAAGAGAAACAAUUGAUCAAAUGUGUGAAGAAUCCUAUAUAUUUUACAAAUUUUUGCUUGGCUUUUGAUUUGAUUCUCUUUUUUCAUCUCCUACUUUGACCUUUUAUCUGUUUUCGCUAACAUUAGCUUAUUUCCUGGCUUCUCUUGUCAUUUUUCCAAUAGUAUAUUAUUCUUCCUUUAUUCGUUUCCGUCGUAUUCUUUGUUUGAUCCUCUCCAGCUUGACAUUCUCUCGAUUCGAUUGGUUUGUCUUGCUAUACUAUUCCAGCAUGUUGCUGAAUGUCUCUCUCCUCUAGGCCAAACGAGCACAUCAUCGACAGGAUCGCUAGGCUAAAGAUCAGAUGUUACGUCCAUACCCUCCUUUUGAUUUCCGUCAGGAUCUUCAAUAUUCGAUUCUAUAAAAAUAAGUUUAUUGAAACCUUCUCACGAAAAAUGGUUAAAAACAUUUACCAAGUGCGGCAUCCUUGUUGACCAUUCCAGUUGCAGUUUCACUUUCGUCAAAAGAGAAGUUAAUAGAAACGCUACCGCAAUGAUUGAGAGGCGCCGUAAACAUAAGACCUUUACACGAGUGCUUAACAAUUUCCAAUUAAAAGCAAUUAAAAAGCCAGUUCCUCCACAGGGCCUUUCGUGUGACCAAAGGUUGAGAUGGUUGUUAGUGAACCCAGAUAGAACGUCUUCAUCCAAUCGCAUUUUGAUGUACCUAUGCAGCUGUUGGUACAAAUUCAAUAAUGUUUCCUGUACCACUUGGUUUAUGUUCACGAUCAUCAAAAUGACACUGUUGACUCGAUACCGGCGAAGUUUUUUCUACACAUUUGCCAUACCUCUUCCAAAACUCCAAGAGAACAACCAAUUUCCUUUAUCGAAAUUGUUAUUUUCGAAGUAAACAUUGCAGGCACGAACGACAGAACCUCAGACCACACUGGCACAGGAAUCGCGAUCCAUCAAAAUUCAAAAAAAUACUUGAACUGAUCUAGGAAACCAUUGUCGGGCCAUCUCCUAUCCCAUGAAACUUGCGGUAACAUUGGAAUAGAAAAAUUGUUUGUGAUUCCAAAGCCACCGUCUUCAAUAUCGAUAUCUCUUAUCGCAGCUGUUCAAAGUUCAAUAAUAUAUCGAAAAAUCUUUCAUACGUCGUUUGUGUCGAAGCGCAGUGUCCAGUGAUAAAUUUAAUAUGUAUCAUCAGAAUCAGGCGUGAUGAAUCCUCUACAGUAGUGAAGAGGAUUCAUCACGCCUGAUUCUGAUGAUACAUAUUAAAUUUAUCAUUUACAUCAUUACAUUCUUUUCGUAUUCGACUUCGAACAGUGCCUUGUAAGAAGAGUCCAGGUUUUGGGAUCUAGAGAAACAGCCCAUUAUCACGAGUACCAAUCAUUCCGCAUUAGCAUAUAGCAGUACAUCAGCAUUUGUAAUGCUUGUGAGCCUAAUACCAACAUUGUUAACGCAUAAUACUAGCAUACGGUGUUAAAAAGCACUCUAACAUAAGCAUUGAUAACACCAAUGACAACAUAGAGACUUCACUGAGUAUUGUAAAUCUGCAAACAGUGAUUGAAAUGUGAUUAUUACCAAAUAAAAUCAAAAAUUUUCAGUUGAAAUUAGAUUCUAAUUUUAGAAAUCAAAAGGGAAUCAGAUAAGAACAAAAGUAAUGCUUAUUAAAAGCAAUAGCUGUAGCAUGAGUUACAUACUGGUUACAUAGUUGUUCGUAGGAAUCAUGACGCAUUUCAUAAUGCGACAAUGGAAUUUGACUUGAGUCUCAAGGAGAAAUUCGAGAACACACUAAAUUCUUUUUUAUGUGAUUUUUUUCGCGAUUUUUUUACGCGAUUCUCUCGGAAUUACGCGAUUUUCUUGAAAUGCAUAUCGUCGUCUUGAUAGGAAGAGAGGAUCUGCGGUGCGCGUAUGAGUGUGGUUGUUAAUCAGGGAACUUAUUUCCCUGGAUUUUUGUUACUUUUCGAAAAUCUUGCCUUAAGGGCUCUCUCAUGGGCUAAGCCCCUAGACUUCAGCAAAUCCCGACUAGGGCAGUCACUAACCCUUCAGAAUCCGACGGCUCCAUAAUGGUCCGUCCGAGUGAAGUAAGUGGUUUGCUUUUCGGUUCGGGAUUUGCUCUGUUAUUCUUACCAGUGUUUUCGACCUCCUUCCCUGUUAUAACUCUAGCUUAAAAUUGAAAUGGAGAGAAAAGAUUUCCCUUCCCUACACAGAUAACCGAAACUGCAUCGGUUAUCUGCCUGCAUAUUUGCUACCUAAAAUUCAUCCCAUGGUUUCCAUACUUCGCUGGUUUCCUCCUGCUGGCAUUGUUUUGUUAUUUAAUUGCUCAUUGCGCUUCAAAUUUGUCGCGUAAAAAAAGAAUUCAGUGUACUUUUCUUUUUUUCCAUAUUCAGCUAAAUUAUGUGUUAUUAAUAAUCCCAAAUUAUCCGAUUGAAUUCUAUAAUCUGGAAAUCAGAGUCUGGAUUACGUAUCUGGAAACUAAAAUAUACGAUAUAAUAUUAUAGAACAGGACCCAAAAUCAGUAUCUUGAAGCUGGGAACUUAUUCUGGAAUCAACAUUUUGAUCUGGAAUCUGGAAGAUGGAAUCUAGAUUUUCCGUUUCGGAGUCUUCAAAAAUUACAUUCGUAAUUUAAAAUCUCGAAUCAGUGAUCGAAAUCUUCAACCUAGGUUUAUAAAAUUUAAUCGAAAAUCUGAACGGUAUAAAAAUCGAAAUUCUGAAAUCAAAAAUUCGUCAUCCAUCUGCGUUCAGUUUUCGUAAAUCGGACCCAAAUCUGGGAACUGAUUCUGGAGUCUGACAUUUUGGGUCUGGAAUCUCCAAAACAGAAUUAAAUUCAAGAAUAGGAAUUUGGAUUGUCAAUUUAAAAAGUACAUUCGUAAUUCGGAAUCUCAGGAUUGGAAAUCUAGUUGUGGAAUCUGUGGAUUCUGCCACCACUUGCCGUCGUAAUCUGAGUUCAGAUCUGCAUCUGAAAAUCGUAUAUGGUAUUCAAAAUUUGUAAGUUGGAAUGUUAAUCCAUAGCCAAUGAAUGCCGGCAUACUCGCGACAUUGCAAAUAUUCUAAAAAAUCGAAUGCCGCCAUACAUGUUUCACGGGUUCACAAUCGGGUUCACCAAUACAACUAUACUGAACUGAAUACCAAAAGCUGAAUCUACAUCAGAAUCUUACACUGUAAACGAAAUACUGGAAUGUACAGUCAAAAUCAAUGUGCUAAAAUGUUUUGGCUUCUUGAUUUGUUACAUUAAAUGAGCCUAAAAAAACAGAAACAGAAAAUGCGCUAGGCCCCCAUAUGGUAUAUCAUUUGUGCAAUAUGAGUGAGCGAAACAAGAGACACAUGGCAAAUAAGCACGCAUUAAAGCUUUUCACAUAUUCGCGGCCCAGACAGAGAAAGAUAUAGAUCCACGUUUAUAACAUUUUUCAUACUCUUAGAAAACGCUUUCCAUCCUAGUUUUAUAAUCAAGUGUAAUAUUAUCAUACAUUUAUGCAACAGCACCAGUAGCUAUGUGGAUAGCGUGAACGUGUGAAACAGCCUUCCAUUCUAGCCGGCCUUGGUUCGAUCCCCGUUGUCGUCGUUUGGACUUUUUUUUGUGCAAUCCCAAAAGAGAUUGAAUAAAAAGAUGCUUUUGUUUGCUCAUUUCACGCUUCAGCACACAAAAACGGAAUCCACAUCUUGAAUUUAUAUCGGACAUUUUGAAGAUGAAAUUAGGAUUUUGGAAUCUGAUUCUGGAUUCAGUACCCAUAAAUUAAAUUCGCGGUUAGGAAUCUUGAAUCACUGAUUGAAAUAUAGAACCAGCUGGAAUUAAAUAUCUACAUUCUGAAAUCUGGAAUCUGGGAUUUGUUUUUUUGCAAUUUUCGGGAAUCGAAACUGAAUCUGCAUCUUGUAUCUCGGAACCUAUUCUAAAAUCCACAUUCUGGAGUCCGGCAUACGGUUUCUGGAAGCUGAUUCCGGAUUCUAAAUUCAGAAAUCUGAUCAAUAAAUUUGUUGGAAAUUUGAUCCUCAAACCCAAAUUCUGCAGCUACAUCGGGAUCUGAGACUGUUAACAAGAUUCUGAAACUAAGAGUUUCGAGUCUGGUAUCUGCUUUAGAAAAUCAGAUUUGAACCUGCACCUUGAAUCAGGAAACCUAUUCAAGAAUCCACAACUGGAGUCUGCUGUUUAUAUCUGGGAUUUGGAAAACGAAAUUCGGUUUUUGGAAGCCUAUUCCAGUUUCUGAACACAGAAAAUAACAUUCGUGAUUCAGAAACUUGAGUCACUGAUCGAAACCUCAAACGUUUGGAAACCAAAGUCUGGAAAUUAUAAGGAAUCUGCAUGAAAAAUAGAAAAUAUAGGAUUCGGUUUUAACAAUCAUCAUUUUGAAAUCUAAAAUAUUUCAUCCACCUGGGCCUAAAAUUCGAGUUGAGAUCCGAAUCUAAAAUUUGUAUCUGCUAUUCAGGAAAAAAAAAACUCGUUCAUUUCCUUUCUUGAGUUUCUGAAGCUGGAUCUACAUCAGGGUCUGAGACUAUAAAGGGGCUUUUGGACUUUAGAAUCUUUAAAUUACAAAUCUGCUUUCGGAAACUGAAAUUUUUUUUCGCAACGGAUACUGAAUCUGUGCAUCCUUUUCCGGAAUCUACUUAAAAAGUCUGGCCAUUGAAAGUGGGAUUUGGAUUUUUCAAUCUGAUUCUGGAUUCAAAAUUCGUAAAUUACAGUCAUAGUUUGGUACUUCGAUUCACUGAUUUGAAUAUCAAGCCAGGAUUCAGGAAUUAACAUCUGGAAUCAGGAAAAUAUAACUACGAAUGGGGAGUUAUGGCCUGUAUACAAAAUCUGAAUGAGGAAACCAGAAUCCUUAAUACAUAUCAUGAAAUCAUAAAUCUGAAUCUAAUUUGAAUCUAAUUAAUUUUGAAAUUCGAAUUCAAUAUUGUUGGAAGAUAAUUCUUGAAUUCAGAAGAUCAGAUUCUGAAAUCUAAAAACUGGAAUUAUCGGUACGAGGAGAAGUUAUUCUUUCAGUAAAUAAUCAUCCAGCGUUUUGAGUGAUAAUAGUGCUAAACGAUUGAUAAUAUUCUCCCUUUUCAGUUGAAUUCUACAAACCAAUCUGAAUACAGAAAUAUACAAUACAGAAAAUCCUCAGAAAUAGAUAUAUUGAGGCAAAUAUGUUAGCCGAUGUAUGAUUCUACAAUUCUCUGUCAACUAUCUUGUUCUGUUGAAUCCUUAUUUCAUCCUUUUCCCCUAACAUUUCACUUUGUCAACGUUCUGACUCAUGAAACGCAUGAAACGUUCUAACCUUAUACUUCAAUAUUCAAUCUUCGAUCUGGGUCUGAACGAAAGUCAGGAAUUAUGAAUUUCAGUCAUUCGAAUAUAGAAUCAAUAUCCGGAAUCAACAUCUAGGAACUGAAAUUCAAUAGUCCAUAUCAUCAUAUGGGAAUAAAAAUUUAUUCUAGAAACUACAACUUCUAACCAAUGAGCAGAAAUCUGAGUUUAAUAUGUUUGAACUGAUUUUGGUAUUCAUAAUGCAAAAUUUGGGUGUUUCUCUCGCUUCUCAAGAGUUGCACACCGCAUUCAACCUGAAUCGAUAAAUAUAAUGUUCUACGUGAAUGUCAACUUCGAUAAAGUUGAAGGAAAAGAUGUUAUUACCAUUAUGCAUAAUGAUUGAAAAUUGAAAAUUGAUUGGGUGAUUGAAUUCUGAAGAUUUUUUUAUGUGAUCAGAAUUAUUCUACAACAACAUUCUACCAGAAUUAUUGUUCCUUUUCAUUUAUAACAUAGUUAAUUCUUUGCUCAAGAAUAACUAACAGAAAAAUAUGUUCUUUCGUUCAUUGACACAAUAACAAAAGUUCGCUCCCAAUGUCCAAAUUUUGGUUAUCUUUUAUGUAACCAAACUUAUCUAGUGUUAUUAUUACAACAAUUCCACUGGCCUACACCAGAUGUGUUUCCAUCAAUUUACGGGCCUGAAAUUUCCAUAAUCGACGAUAAAUUGUAUUAAAAACAUUAGUCUUAGCACAAUUUGUUCAUAUGAUAAUUAAAUCUAUUUGUGGGCUUCAUUUUUCUUUUGCAGUACACCAAAGGUUAAAAAAUGGUGUCUCAGUCGGCUUGCUGAGGUCCCAUUGGAGAAAUACACAUUUUCUCAUCGAACCCUCCAUAGUUGCACAUUCGUAUAUCCGAAUAAAUUUUAUUUCAUUCAUUUGACAGCCCAAUUGUCCGUAUCAUUUAAACACGAGCAGAAGUUUAGCAUUUUUUACAACAAUGACGCGAUCCCACUUUAGUUAAUAAUUAAAAUCAAAUAUAGUACAAUUCCAAAACUGUCAGCUGUCUUGGAUUGGUAUCGGCUUGUACCAAGCAAAAUUGUUGUGAAUCGCCCGACGCUAGAUCCCAACCACCAGGUAAAACGAAAAUAAAAGUCCUCCGCGACGGGGACGAAAGUGUAUUUGUUAAUAUGUAAAAUAAUUGUACAGAACAAAAUGUUUAGAAUGUUGGCACCUACAAUAAAUCGAAUUGUGACACCGGCGACAUUAUCGCAAAAGAAAAUAAAAACAAACGAAGCAAAGGAAGGAAGAGUGCGACCAAAUGA
Molecule: messenger RNA, 14023 nt
Organism: Toxorhynchites rutilus septentrionalis
Lineage: Eukaryota; Metazoa; Arthropoda; Insecta; Diptera; Culicidae
Product: furin-like protease 2
Exons: 17
Coding region: 985-5619 (1544 amino acids)
Biological process (GO): protein processing
Cellular component (GO): Golgi membrane; trans-Golgi network
Molecular function (GO): serine-type endopeptidase activity
Source: RefSeq, a predicted model, not a curated record